Messenger RNA from Cucurbita maxima (winter squash), 1416 nucleotides. RefSeq names its product DEAD-box ATP-dependent RNA helicase 8-like. The transcript is spliced from 9 exons. Gene Ontology annotation, biological process: P-body assembly; cytoplasmic stress granule assembly. Gene Ontology annotation, cellular component: cytoplasmic stress granule; P-body. Gene Ontology annotation, molecular function: mRNA binding; RNA helicase activity; ATP binding. The record is from RefSeq and is a predicted model, not a curated record. Lineage: Eukaryota; Viridiplantae; Streptophyta; Magnoliopsida; Cucurbitales; Cucurbitaceae. The coding region runs from base 1 to 1347 and encodes 448 amino acids.
AUGGUAAAUGUUUUUGAGUUUCUAUUCCUGGUUUCAUCUAUCUGUCUGAGCGCCUCUGUUUUGGAUUUUGGCAAGUUGUAUUGCUUGGCUCAGAUAGAAACUGAUUAUUAUCAUUUAUGCAUUUUUUUUAUCUGCAGUUCACAAGAUUGGAAGGCUAGGUUAAAGAUUCCACCACCUGAUACACGAUAUAAAACAGAGGAUGUGACGGCUACCAAAGGAAAUGAAUUUGAGGACUAUUUUCUAAAACGUGAAUUACUCAUGGGAAUCUAUGAGAAAGGCUUUGAAAGACCAUCUCCUAUUCAAGAAGAAAGUAUUCCGAUCGCUUUAACUGGUAGUGAUAUUCUUGCUAGAGCGAAGAACGGAACUGGAAAGACAGCUGCAUUUUGCAUUCCCGCCUUAGAAAAGAUUGAUCAGGAUAACAAUGUAAUCCAAGUUGUUAUCCUCGUUCCAACUCGAGAGUUGGCUCUUCAAACUUCACAAGUGUGCAAGGAACUCGGAAAGAAUUUGAAUAUUCAAGUUAUGGUUACAACAGGUGGUACCAGUUUAAAGGAUGAUAUCAUGCGACUAUAUCAACCAGUUCAUUUAUUAGUUGGAACUCCAGGAAGAAUAUUAGAUCUUGCAAAAAAGGGUGUUUGUGUGCUGAAAGAUUGUUCUAUGCUUAUCAUGGAUGAGGCAGACAAGCUCUUGUCUCCAGAGUUCCAACCCUCAAUAGAGCAGCUGAUACGCUUUUUGCCUGCAAAUCGGCAGGUUCUUAUGUAUUCCGCUACCUUUCCCGUUACUGUGAAGGACUUCAAAGAUAGAUAUCUUCACAGGCCCUAUAUUAUAAACUUAAUGGACGAGCUCACUCUAAAGGGUAUCACCCAAUUCUAUGCAUUUGUUGAAGAAAGACAAAAAGUGCACUGCCUUAAUACUCUUUUCUCUAAGCUGCAAAUUAACCAGUCAAUUAUCUUCUGCAAUUCGGUAAAUCGAGUUGAGUUGUUAGCCAAAAAAAUUACUGAACUUGGUUAUUCUUGUUUCUAUAUUCAUGCAAAGAUGCUGCAAGAUCAUCGUAACAGAGUAUUUCAUGACUUCCGAAAUGGUGCAUGCAGAAAUCUCGUUUGUACUGAUUUAUUUACAAGAGGAAUAGACAUUCAAGCAGUAAACGUCGUUAUUAACUUCGAUUUCCCCAAGAAUUCAGAGACGUAUCUACACAGGGUUGGACGAUCUGGAAGGUUUGGACACCUUGGGUUAGCUGUGAAUUUAAUCACCUAUGAGGAUCGUUUCAAUUUGUACAGGAUUGAACAAGAACUUGGAACGGAAAUAAAACAAAUACCACCCCAUAUUGACCAGGCAAUCUACUGCCGGUAAUUUGUGGUGGGCAUUGGAUCCCAGGGUAAACAAUUGGCAGCAGGUAAAAAUCGUACUGUGCUACCUAAU